CCCACCGUGGGUGCAUUUUGGCUCACGUUCUGCGCGCCAGACAUUACUUCCAUUACGUGCGAAGCGCCCCUGCUCUCCGACUGCCGUGUUCUUGGGUCGGGCGGGCCUUCCGUGCGUCGGCGCGGGAUGGAGCGGAUGCACGACGGUGCGGGAUGGAGCGUCGAUCGUCUGGAGCAGAGAGUCGAGGAGAUGAUCGAGUACCGCAUGAGUGGGAUCGAGCACCACAUGGUCCGUCUUCUGGAGCAGAGAGUAGACGUCGCGAUCCAUGGGCUGGAGCAGAGGAUGGAGCAGAGAACAAACGCUGCGAUCCAGGAAGGUUCGAUCCGACGGCUGCAGGAAAGAACAAACGCUGUAAUGGAAGCAUUCCAAUGGGCGGUGACCAAUUUAGAGGGAAGUCAGAAAGAUGCCGAGAGGCGUCUUACAGAAUUGGAGCAGCAGAGCGUCGUGCUGCCACAGCCGGGCGACAUCGCCAUGCCGCCACAGUCCGACGGAGCCGCCGUGGACUUACCGCAGCUCCUCGCGGACACCGUCGAGAGGAUCAAGUGCCUUUCGAUCAGGGUCGCUAUAACUGAGAACGACAUCGACACCCUCAAGGCCAUGGAGCCCAUUCCAGGCCCGCCCGGCCCCCAAGGCAUCCAGGGAAUCGAGGGCCCGCAUGGCAGGGAGGGCCCCGUGGGGCCCCCGGGCGAGGCGGGGCCCCCUGGCGCCAGGGGCCCCUGCGGGCCACGGGGCCCCCCCGGGCCAGAGGGCCCCCCUGGCGCCCGGGGCGAGCGCGGAGAGAAGGGCGCAGAUGGCCAGCGGGGCCCGACCGGAGAGCGCGGCGUGCAGGGCCACCCAGGGCCACAAGGGCUGCAGGGCGAGAAGGGGGAGCGCGGCGCCAGGGGCGACCCGGGGCCCAGGGGCCCGGAGGGCAGCGCCGGCCCUCAGGGCGAGCAGGGGCCGCGCGGGCCGGAGGGGCCCGUGGGCCCCGAGGGCCCCGGAGGCGACCCUGGGCCCCCUGGGCCCGCCGGGCCCGCGGGCUUGCAGGGGCCGCGGGGCGAGGCCGGCGCCGCGGGCAGCCCCGGGCCGUGCGGGCCGCAGGGCCCGCCCGGCAGGACCGGGGCGGCGGGCACGGAGGGGCCAGUCGCGUUCUCGACGACGAUGGUGGGCCCCGCCGGGCCGACGGGCGCGCCCGGUGCGCGGGGGCCGCAGGGAAGAGAGGGGCCGCAGGGGCCGCAGGGGCCGCAGGGAGGGAAGAGCGAGAUAAUCCAACACAUUAAGCUCCCUCCGAGCAGCGUGUGCGAGGGCACGUGCCGGGGGAGGUUCCAGAAGAAGCAGGUGCCCGAGCCGCGUCCCGAGACGCCGCGCCCCGAGCCGCGCUGCGCUGAGCCAGUUGUGGCAGCGCGCUGCGCUGAACCAGUUGUGGCAGCGCGCUGGGUUGAUCCAGUUGUGCCAGCUGCGGUACUGCAGUGCUGACCCAGGAUAGCUGAAUGCAACGACAGAGCAUGGUGAAACAGCGACGUCGGCAUCGUUGGCAGCUUCGGACAGCGAGCGUUUGGCGACGGGAUAUCGUGUCACGUAGAGCGCGCGCACCGCCGCCCCCGUUCUGCGGCAUCCUACGAACAGCAUCGUUUUACCGCGUCCGAGACGACCCGCAAAGUGGGCCGCGAUGGCGGCGUGCGUAGGAGGGAGUUGUACUCGCUUGGGGUGCACAUGCCGAACUGGACGCGCAGGCAGCGAAUAGCGAGCAUUAUUGUUUUUGCUGCUAUUCCCGUUUUUGUCGUCGUCGUCGCCCGCCCAGCGACUCACUCGAGACACGCCCGCGGCAAACCCAUUUUUUUGCAAACGAAGGGCCUCUUGUGACGCUCUUUGCUGUGAUGCGAAACUCGAAACUAGUGUCCGCAGCGGGCAUCUUCACACUGCAAUUCGGACCUCGCGACCUGCCGACCUUUCUCGAUGAGCGACUGCGGCGGGCCGACUGACGUAAGCGCGUGCGACGGGCUUGUUAGCAUGGGCUUCUGAGCCACACAGCCCCCCCAAGUCUGCCCAGGCACCCCUCUCAUCCGCAGUUGCGGGGCUCGAGUUGGUUGCGUUCACGUUUUGCAUGUGAUGCGAUGCUGCCAGUGCAGUAUGUUUGCUUGGCCUAGCCGCUGCGCAGGAGUUCUGAUCAUACAGCGAUUUCUGUUGGGAGCAGUGUCUUGGCA
Prorocentrum cordatum is the source of this 2183-nucleotide messenger RNA. Lineage: Eukaryota; Dinophyceae; Prorocentrales; Prorocentraceae. The record is from the annotation of a GenBank genome assembly.